UGUUACAAUGUCGGACGUAAAUUGUUAGAAACUGAUUCAAGCUGCAAAAUUUUCAAUAAUGACAAUAAAGACCGAUUGUUUGAAGAGCAUAACGAGCUGCUGUCGCUGUUUAAUAAAUUCAGGGAGUUGAAGAAUAAAGAUCAACAAAUAAAUAGUUUAGAAUUAGCGGAGCAUGCCAGUACGGUUAUGGAAACAAUAGACGAAGCUAUUAGGACCCUUGACAAUAUAGACAGCUUUCUUGAAUACGUCCAUCAAGUAGGAGCGUCGCAUCGAAAAGUGCAAGGAUUUAAGGCGGAAUAUUUUUGGAAAAUAGAGGCACCUUUCUUAGCAGCGGUGAAACAGACAUUAGGAGAUCGAUAUACAGAGAACGUAGAGGCGAUAUACCACAUAACGAUAAAGUUUAUUUUAGAAACAUUGGUUAAAGGAUAUAACAAUGCGAACUCGCCGGCGUGAAAAUCAUAGGAAAAGGAAUUGUGAUACGCACCUUACGAAUCUAACCAAAGAGACCACACUCGAAGUGACUAGUGAAAUAAAGUGAGAACAAUAUUCUGCUUCCAUAGUUUUUUAAAGACAUGUUAUCAAAGGUGGAAUGGUAUUCGAGACACGUAUAAAACGAGUAAUGUAUGGUAAAGCACUUAUACUUUCAAAAGGCACUUUAAAUGGACUUCCUAAAUAUUCAGUACGUUACCUAAGUGUGUUUUUUACGCUACCUAAUCUAUCAAAACGUUUUCUUAUUUACGUAUUUCAAACGAUAUUAUUGUACUUGAGGGUAAUUAAUUAAGGGUGCUUGAAUUGCGACGUCAAUUGAAACUGUCAUUUAGUUACACUCUUUAGGAUUCAUUGGAGUGUAGGUGGGAUGAAUGAGGAUUUGGUUUAUGUCUGCACAAUUUUUUUAAAAUUACGUUUUAAAGGUCCAAUGCGUCUCAGCCUCAGCAUUAUAAACACAAACGACUUGUGAAACCAAUUUUUAAUUUAGACUUAAUUUUUGUUCAUCCAAUGAUAUGAGUAUGAAACUGAAACGUUGCCAAGUAUUGUGCCAAAUGUUAUCCCUAACUGAUUCUAAUGUAGUUUUUGUUUUGCAACUCUCAUCAAUUUUUCAGGAGACUGAAGAUCAGUGUUGUACAAGGAGCACUGUCUAGCAGUCACGAAAAACUGUAGAAAUUGUGGCAUUUACUUGACCUUUGAAGUGCAAGGAGACCAUUUUUGAGUUACAUUAUUUUUAACCAAGGAUCUGACUGCCAUAGGUAAGAACAUCUUGAUGAUUCGUAACUAAAUAUUCCUGGACCAUUAAGAAGACCUCUUUUGCAUGAUUUCCAAAGUCGUGGUUCAUAUUGGGGUUUGGGGCUCCUGACGCACUCCCUAAAAUGUCUUUUUAUUUAUUUUAAAGCUACCAUCAGAUCAUCUCCCAAUUCACAGAUACUUUCUGUUAAGUUACCUUGGUUACUCUUUGAUACAAAAAACAAAUCGGUCGUCUUUCUUUUUUUUAGGACACUAUGUAUACAGUGUGCCUAAUUUUGCUUGACACUACAGGGUAUUUCAGCUGUUUUUAAAGAUACAAACUUGCGGGUUUCGCAACCCUGUGGCUCUUUAUGAAACUUUUAAUAGGUACCACAAACAGAAUCCAUCUAGCUACGUUUGUUUCUGAGAUACAGGGUGAAAACGUAAAGUUUGACUUUUUGGGAUGUUAUCGUAUAUUACUACCCAAAGGUAAAAACUGUACAUUUUAGAUCUUUGUACGUAGAAUCCACUGCCGUAUCAAAAAAGUUUUGGGAGCACCGUUUCUGAGAUUUGACCCCAUGUUGGUAUUACAACCAAUUUUUUUUUUUAAUUUUAGUCAUGAAAAUCAAUAAAAACUUUAUUUUUUACUGUUUUUAAAUAGCAGGCCAUGAAUUCAUGGAUAUUUUGUUUUGUAUAUUGUAUACAUGGUAACUAAGACAGUCAAUAUGAAUAAUAAAAAUAGAUGACGGUAGAAACUAUAAUUUCAAAAUUUGGAAAUAUGUGGUAUAAUAUAAUAUACAAUUAUACAUGGUGUUAAUUAAUAUCCUGCAUUUUUUAGAAUCUCUACAAUAAAGUAUCAAAAUAAUUGAUCGCAGUAUGCAGGGUGAUACAUUUUGUUUCCCACACUUUAUAACGAAAACGACCCCCUAUACCACUCUACUGCUAAUAUUUUACUAAUCACCUUAGUUUAGGUACAUAUUGUCACUAAUACGGUCACAUACAUUUUUGAUCUGCAGAGGGGGAUACAGACAAAUAAAUUUCCAUCCUUUCGGAUUGAACGAAUGGCAUUCCAAAAAUAGUGUUUAUAAAACUUAAACUAUAAAAUGUGCAAAAUUCGUUUUCCCAUUUCAAAGUGUCCUUGUAACAAACUGCCGAAAUCAGAAACGAAACCAUGAACAUUAAUACUCAUUUAGUGUGACAAAUUAAGCCUAAACUAAUUUUAAUGACUUCAUUUGACACUCCGAAACAUGAAAAUCGUCAAAACUGAAAUUUAUGUUUCGAACUUUCAUGUAUCAUGGCAUGAUGGUGGCUUGAGGAAACCCUCAAUUUAUCUUUAUAGCGAAAAUUCGUUCACUCAUAAAGCAUAGCUCCCAGCAUGAAUCUGCACUGAACGCAACACAUCACUCUGCCUUCGGUACCUGUUACGCAAUCUUCGCUAAAGUUGGAAGAACAAAUAUUAACGUUCUGGGCUUAAACUAAACUAUUAACAAAUUGGUCAAUUUUACACAGUGCUUGCAAGGAAGUGCAUUAUCUUGGAAAAGAUCUUCAAAAGUCAAUUAAACUGGAACAAAAUUGUGCAGCUUAAACUCUUAUUGUCUUAUACUUGUUUCCAUUUCCAUUUGACUAUUCGAGACUUUUGAUAGAGUCGCUUGCAUGACAGUGUAUAUCUGUAAUAAUUGUUUGUGAAUGUGUAUUUGCUUUAAUAGUCAAUACAUUACGGUUUUUAAGCUGUGACUGUUCAGAAUAAAUACAAUAUAGUUUAUUGUUAUAUUAGUAAGAUUCACCAAACAAAAAAUCAUUAGCGUGUAGAUAAAUUAUAUUUUAUUAAAGGUAUAUACAUACAUUUACAACACUGCUUGUUACAUUCUUACAAACCAUUUUCGUGUAAUAUAAACAUUCAUGUUAAUUGUAACAUUUACAGCUGUUGUUACAUUGUGUACCAGAAAUAUAGCCUAAAUAAAAGGAAUAUGAUGUUUAGUGUUAUUAAAGGAUGUUUUUA
Molecule: messenger RNA, 3217 nt
Organism: Photinus pyralis (common eastern firefly)
Lineage: Eukaryota; Metazoa; Arthropoda; Insecta; Coleoptera; Lampyridae
Product: flavohemoprotein-like
Exons: 3
Molecular function (GO): heme binding; oxygen binding
Source: RefSeq, a predicted model, not a curated record